AUGGCUGAAGAGAUCCGCGAGACAAAGGCCGCACCGUAUUUGGAGAGUCCGGUGGCGUCGGACACAGAAACGGCAGGCCGCAAGAUCAGCGAGAAGUCACUGCUUCGCAAGAUUGAUAGCAGGCUCUUGCCCGCUGUAGGACUACUGUAUCUUUUGUCGUUCCUGGACCGAAGCAAUGUUGGAAACGCCCGAAUCGAAGGCCUGUUAACCGAUCUACACAUGACUGAUGAUCAGUACCUCAAUGGGUUGACAUUAUACUUCGUUGGCUAUGUCUUGUUCGAAAUCCCAUGCAACAUUAUCCUUAAGAAAACCACGCCAAGGAUCUGGCUUCCUGUCCUCACGAUCGCCUGGGGAAUCGUCGCAACCCUGUUGGGUGUAGUAGAGAACUACGCCGGCUUCCUCACCGCACGAUUCUUUCUCGGUGUAACAGAAUCUGGUCUCUUUCCUGGUGUCGUCUACUACUUUUCCAUGUGGUACAAGAGACGCGAGCGGCAAUAUCGUGUUUCACUCUUCUUCAGUGCGGCAUCGCUUGCUGGUGCAUUUGGCGGUAUACUAGCUUACGGUAUUGGGCGGAUGGGGGGUAUAGUAUGGGCGAAUGGAUGGCGGUGGAUCUUCAUUCUCGAGGGGAUCUUCACGGUGGUGGUGGCUGUCGCAGCAUUUUGGUUUAUCCACAACUACCCUAACACUUCGACCUUCUUGAACGAUGACGAAAGGGAACUCAUACAGCAGAGACUGUCUUCAGACUCGGAUGCUACGAACGAGGAACACUUCACCUGGGCUGCGGUUGUUGAGGCUCUGAAGGAUCCCAGUUGUUGGCUUUAUGGCCUUGGCUUCCACACCAUGAGCUUGCCGCUUUACACACUUUCCCUCUUCUUGCCAACCAUCAUCACGAACCUAGGCUACACAGCUGCCAAAUCCCAGUUGCUUACCGUUCCUCCAUACGCCUUCGCUUUCAUUACAACCUUGACCGUUGCAAUCGCAUCGGAACGUCGGGGGCAGAGAGCACUCUUCAUCGGUGGCUCUUCCCUCUUCGCUGCCAUUGGAUACGCCAUCCUGCUUGGCAAUACCGAUCCAGUUGCCAGGCCAGGAGUCUCCUACGUGGGUGUAUUCUUCGCGGCUGGUGGAAUAUAUCCCGCCGUUGCACUUGUGCUAUCGUGGCCAGCCAUAAAUGUUUCAGGCCAGACAAAGCGGGCCACAGCAAACGCCAUGCAGAUAAGUAUCGGGAACUGUGGCGCGGUCAUCGGUACACAAUUGUACCGAACUACGGACAGGCCGCGAUUCGUGGUAGGACACAGUGUUGCGCUUGCGUAUUUGCUUGCAAACAUUGCUGUUGUGGCCGUCUUGGGUUUUCGGCUGAAGAAGGAGAACCAGCGCAGAGAGGGUGUUGCCCCUGAAAUCAAGGAUGUCGGGCAGGUUGUCGACUGGAAGGGUGACUCGGAUCCUAGAUGGAGGUUUGAAUACUAG
This is a messenger RNA of Neoarthrinium moseri, 1464 nucleotides long. RefSeq lists its product as uncharacterized. Bases 1 to 1464 code for a protein of 487 amino acids. Gene Ontology annotation, molecular function: transmembrane transporter activity. Gene Ontology annotation, biological process: transmembrane transport. The record is from RefSeq and is a predicted model, not a curated record. NCBI's taxonomy places the organism in Eukaryota, Fungi, Ascomycota, Sordariomycetes, Amphisphaeriales, Apiosporaceae. Gene Ontology annotation, cellular component: membrane. The transcript is spliced from 8 exons.